AUGAAGAAAAUUAGAGGCAGCAAUAACAGUAACAACAAAGGCAAAAAUGAAGGUAGGCAAAGUAGAAGAGAGAACAAAUCUGAAGGAAUUGAUUACAUAAGCCACUUACCAGAAGCAAUUAUACUUCAUAUCCUCUCAUUCCUGCCUUUAAAGGAGUUGGUUGCAGUAAGCUUUUUAUCAAGACUCUGGAAAAGCAUGGUACUGGCCCUCAUCUCAAUGGUACCAUCAAACUUAAAUCUUGAUGAAAUUAAGAUGAUGGGAAAAUAUGUAUGUAGGAGAGAAAUCUGCUAUCCCGAAUAUGGCGAUGGUCAUACCCCCAAUAGUGCUCAUCAAUGCCUAUGCCAUUCAGUACGAGCAGCAAGGAGGAAAUUCGAGGAGUUUGUGGACCGAACUCUCCUGCUUCACACUGGAUGCACCAUUGAGAAAUUACGAUUAUCUAUUUGUUAUGACCAAAACAUGCCACUAAAAGACUCUACUGAGACUUAUGAUGCACACAAUGAAUACACCAAAAGAAUUGACAAGUGGGUUCAAUUUGCUUUUAGAAAUAACAUAAAAAAUUUGGAAUUAGACUUUUCCAAAGGGAAAAUGUUUGAGCCCACAGGCUGGGAUAAAAUAUAUGACAUGCCUCAUGGCAAUUUUGCACCCAAAAACUUGAAAACUUUUAUUCUCAACUACUGCAAGCUAAGACCAUCUAUUUUUGUAGUUUUUGGUUCUCUUCAAAGGUUAUCUUUUAAGCAGGUGAAAAUUUUUGGCUGCUCGGUACUGACAAUAGGAGAGCUUGUAGCCAAAUGUCCCACUCUGGAAGACUUAAGCCUGGAAUACUGUAUUAUUCCUAAUGACUUUAUGGUAAGUGACCAAGACAUGAAGAUCAAAAGAUUGUCACUGAUCAACUGUAAAACAGAUGAGUGGCCCAUGUUUCCUAUAGAAAUAUCAGCUCCAGACUUAUUGAUGCUGACUAUGGUAGGAGUAUACCUUAUGAACUCAACCGUUCGAAAAGCAUUGCAUCUAGCCGAUGUUGUAAUCGACAUUAAACAGAAAUAUGGAGACCAUAUACAAGGAGAUGCUCUAGGUAUACUGCUGACUAGUCUAAAACAUUGCCAAACUCUUACAUUGAGCACUUGGUGCAUUCAGGUUCUCCCUACUGGUGAAAAUUUGCUACAGCAAUUGCCAAUUCAACUCCUAAAUCUUAGGCAGUUAAAAAUUGUAGUGGGCUUAACAAAACAAGAAUAUCCUGGAAUAGCUUGCCUAUUAAGGAGUUGCCCCAAAAUGGAGAGAUUGACUCUAGAUAUGCGUAGACCUAUGAAUGUUGUUUGGAAUGCACUCCAAGAUUUCAUUCCAAACAUAUUUGACUUUGAAGAGCACAGCUAUUGGCAAUCACAAAAUCUGCCAUACCAGUGCCUGCAACACAGUCUUAAGAAAGUCGAGGUGAAUGGGUUUGUUGGAAGAAGCAAUGAGAUGAAGAUGAUUCAGUUUUUACUGGAAAAUGCAAGAGUACUUGAAAAGAUGGUCAUCUCCUUCAUUGGAAGGAACGCUUUUGCAGCGAGCACCCAGCAACAACAAAAUAAUUAUAUGCAACUCCAGAACAAUUCACUUCAGCUGUUAAAUUUCCCAAGGGCAUCUUCUCAAGCUCAAAUAGAAAUUUUUGGAAACCCUUACAACAACACCAUGUGAUAUUUUCUAGAAUUCUCUUAGACCUUGUCCAUUGUCCUGAAGUAUAUCAUCAUCAAGCAUAUCUUCAACAUGAAGAAUAUGACCGUCCUAUUUUCAGUCUUUGAAAGGUUUUAGGUGCCAUAUGCAGAGUUGUCUGUGUUUCUGUGUGUCAAAUCUGAUAUAAACUUCUUCUUUGCACAACUGGAAAUCAAUUAAUAUUCUCUAGUCUAUUUUAAAUUGAUUCUAGCCAAGAGGUAAUCCAUAAGAAAUCACUUUCAAUAUCUUGGCCUAUCAUCCACUGGCAAGAAAGAUCUCAUCUGAAGGGAAAUGGGUGUAUUAUAUUUGUGUUCCAGAAGGGCUGGUAUGCCUCCAAAAACAAACAAACAAAAAUAGAUUAUACUGAAAAUUUAAGAUUUUGAGACAUAUGAGCGUUAACACAAGAAAAAAUUAUCCAUGAAAUACAUUCAUAAAAAGUCAGAGGUGCCACCAAUCAAAGAUAGAAUAAGGGAAACUCUUGGUUCCUUCUUUUGCAAUUAUAACUAGCGAAUGAAUAGGAUUGGAGGCAUUGUGAGAAAGACACAAGGAUGCAUAACAUCAAGUCUAUUUGUAUAUAGACUUGUGAGGAGAAGAAGAAUGCUGACAAUAAUAAGAAUAAGUAGAAGCUGA
Quercus lobata is the source of this 2316-nucleotide messenger RNA. Its product is annotated as putative F-box/LRR-repeat protein At5g54820. The coding region runs from base 1 to 1671 and encodes 556 amino acids. The transcript has 3 exons. The record is from RefSeq and is a predicted model, not a curated record. Gene Ontology annotation, molecular function: protein binding. Lineage: Eukaryota; Viridiplantae; Streptophyta; Magnoliopsida; Fagales; Fagaceae.